AUGGGUUAUGAGAUCUAUUUUGUGAUAUUUUCUUUAUUAAUAAAGGCACUUUGUGUUCCAGGUAUCUUCUGUCAAAAUAUACAACAGCCAGGAUCAGUAAUUGUGAGACCUUCAGAACAGCUUCAGUUGACCUGCACAGUAUCUGGGUUUGAAUUAACCAGCUUUCACAUUGUACACUGGGCUAGACAACUGCCUGGAUCAAAACUGGAGUGGAUUGGAUGUAUAUGGAGUGAUGGUAGCACGUACUAUGCUGAUUCGCUAAAAAACAGAAUUUCAGUCACCAGAGACAGUGCAAAGAAAGAGUUCUACAUAGAAAUCAAUGGAGCAGAAAAUAAAGAUACUGGAAGAUAUUAUUGUACUAGAUACACUGUAACAGAAAAUAACUGA
Staurois parvus is the source of this 387-nucleotide messenger RNA. NCBI's taxonomy places the organism in Eukaryota, Metazoa, Chordata, Amphibia, Anura, Ranidae. The record is from the annotation of a GenBank genome assembly.